UCGUAUGGGAAACGCCCCAUCAAGGACACUGUAAAAACGCUAUCGGUGGUAUCCCGCUCGGAAGUGGUAGCCGUAAGGGGCGUAUCUGCUCCCAGUAUUGAGCCCAUCAUGGUACCGAUGAAAGUAAAUGAUGUGACAAUCCCUAUGGAGCUAGAUACAGGUGCCGCCGUCACAGUCAUGCCUUUCAAACAAUACCUCCAAUUUCUUUCAUCAGCCAGGCUCAACCCGACAGAAGUGAAGCUCCGCACCUAUACAGGAGCCCUGGUGAUCCCAAAAGGCGUCCUGCAAGUCAAGGUGCAGCACGGUGGCAACACUGCGAGCCUUCCUCUAUACGUCGUCGACCAGGAGGGGCCACCGUUGCUGGGUCGGGAAUGGCUUCAGGCAAUUAGGCUGGAGUGGAACAAAAUCUGGAACGUCCACCAUCUGCCAAGAUGCAACGAACUGACGGUGCAUCAGGGAUGCGUCAUGCUGGGCGCAAGAGUAGUCGUGCCUGCAAAGCUGCAAGGGUUCGUUCUGGACGAACUCCAUGACGGCCAUCCCGGCAUCGUGCGCAGCAAAGAACUAGCACGCAGCUACGUGUGGUGGCCAACUCUUGAGGCGGACCUCGAACUUCGUAUCAGAAGCUGCGCUAGCUGUCAAGAGCAACGUAACGCUCCAAUCAACGCACCUCUUCACCCGUGGUCAUGGCCGACUUCACCGUGGCAGCGUGUUCACGUAGACUUUGCGGGACCUUUUCAGAAUACCCUGCUUUUAGUGGUGGUCGACGCACAUUCUAAAUGGCCAGAGGUUUUCGAAAUGAGCUCGACAACUACAGAAAGCACGAUUCGUUGUUUGACUGAGCUCUUCGCACGUUUUGGUUACCCUGAAACAAUUGUUUCCGAUAAUGGACCUCAGUUUGUUUCGCAGGAGUUCAAGCACUUCGUGCAGGCAAUGGGAGCGCGCCACCUCCUCACGGCUCCCUACCACCCCAGCUCCAAUGGGUUGGCAGAGCGUUUCAUCCAGACCUUAAAGAAUGCGCUGCGCAAAGACGGCACAGGAGGAACAUUGCAGGUAAAGCUGCAUAAAUUUUUGCUGUCGUAUCGCAACACGCCACAUGCGACGACUCGUGAAUCACCAGAGGCAUUGCUCCUAGGACGACGCUUACGCAGUCGGCUAGAUGCCAUAAAGCCUUCCGUUGGGGAAAGAAUAGCACACUGACAGUGCACUCAGGCAUUAAGUCGUCCGUGUC
Messenger RNA from Dermacentor andersoni, 1228 nucleotides. The record is from RefSeq and is a predicted model, not a curated record. Lineage: Eukaryota; Metazoa; Arthropoda; Arachnida; Ixodida; Ixodidae.